UGUGAAUGGUUCAGCAGUCUUCUGGGACCUGUCAUGUCUGCUGUCUCUGGUCAUCUCCUGUACUGUGUCCGCAGUCUCUGGUCAUCUCCUGUACUGUGUCCGCAGUCUCUGGUCACCCCCUGUACUGUGUCCGCAGUCUCUGGUCACCCCCUGAACUGUGUCCGCAGUCUCUGGUCACCCCCUGUACUGUGUCCGCAGUCUCUGGUCACCCCCUGUACUGUGUCCGCAGUCUCUGGUCACCCCCUGUACUGUGUCCGCAGUCUCUCUGGUCACCCCCUGAACUGUGUCCGCAGUCUCUGGUCACCCCCUGUACUGUGUCCGCAGUCUCUGGUCACCCCCUGUACUGUGUCCGCAGUCUCUGGUCACCCCCUGUACUGUGUCCGCAGUCUCUGGUCAUCCCCUGUACUGUGUCCGCAGUCUCUGGUCAUCCCCUGUACUGUGUCCGCAGUCUCUGGUCAUCCCCUGUACUGUGUCCGCAGUCUCUGGUCAUCCCUGUACUGUGUCCGCAGUCUCUGGUCAUCUCC
Molecule: messenger RNA, 524 nt
Organism: Staurois parvus
Lineage: Eukaryota; Metazoa; Chordata; Amphibia; Anura; Ranidae
Source: the annotation of a GenBank genome assembly